AUGCUAUCUUUCAAAGUGACUAUUACCCAAAAAAAGUCCAAGAGAACAGCCGAAGAAGUCACAUGUUCACAUUGUAAUGAAGAGAAACGUUGUUUUGCUGGUACAGUACGUAAACAUAUUACUGUUUUCUUCAUCAUCAAAAAUCUGCAAGCAAAUCCAGUACCCGUUAAGUAUCAGCAAACGAUGGCUGUUCGAGUAGAUGUUGACGAUAUGAUUGUGCGGUUGUUAAACGUUGGCGUACCUGGCUGUGCCUUAGUUAACAAUGUCAAAGAAGCAGAACUUAUGGUUCUUUGUCAGUCAGCAAGGCAAAUGUUUCUAAACCAAACUUCCUUGAUAGAAGUUCAAUCUCCAAUUAAGAUAUGUGGCGAUAUUCACGGACAAUAUGCAGAUGUCUUAAGACUCUUUGAUCGAGGUGGUUUCCCACCAAUGGUGAAUUAUUUGUUUCUUGGUGACUACGUGGAUCGCGGACAUCAAAAUCUCGAAUGUAUUUCAUUGUUUUUCUGCUAUAAGAUCAAAUAUCCUGGGAAUUUCUUCAUACUACGGGGAAAUCACGAAUGUGCGCCGAUAAAUCGGGUGUACGGAUUUUUUGAAGAAUGCAAUCGUCGGUAUAAUAGUACACGACUUUGGCUUGGUUUCCAGGAGGCAUUCGCGGCGAUGCCGUUCACUGGACUUGUAGCCGGUAAAAUCCUAUGCAUGCAUGGAGGGCUCUCACCUAAGCUUAAAUCACUGGACCAACUGAGGCAAAUCACACGGCCAAUUGAUCCGCCAAAUCCAUCACUACAUAUUGAUCUUUUAUGGAGUGAUCCAGAUCACUAUGUUAAGGGUUGGCAAGCAAAUACUCGUGGAGUUUCAUUUGUAUUUGGACAAGAUGUUGUAAACGAAAUGCUACCGAUGCUGGAUAUCGAUCUUAUCGCUAGAGCACAUCAGGUCGUUCAAGAUGGCUAUGAAUUUUUCGCUAAUAAAAAACUGGUUACCAUAUUCUCUGCACCGCAUUAUUGUGGACAAUUUGAUAAUGCUGCAGCAAUGAUGAAUGUUGAUGAAGGAUUAGUGUGUUCGUUUCAGAUAAUGCGACCGACAAUCAAAGCGAAUAAAGUGGUGGCACGUUCAAGUUAA
This is a messenger RNA of Necator americanus (New World hookworm), 1113 nucleotides long. RefSeq lists its product as uncharacterized. NCBI's taxonomy places the organism in Eukaryota, Metazoa, Nematoda, Chromadorea, Rhabditida, Ancylostomatidae. Gene Ontology annotation, cellular component: nucleus; cytoplasm. The record is from RefSeq and is a predicted model, not a curated record. The transcript has 11 exons. Bases 1 to 1113 code for a protein of 370 amino acids. Gene Ontology annotation, molecular function: protein serine/threonine phosphatase activity.